UUCAGAGAAACUUGAGCACGACUACAGGGCAGCAUGUCUAAUAUUGCAAAAGUUCUUUCUGGGAGGCAGGACAGAGGAGAAGGAGUGGGAACAAACAAGAAGGCGAUUCCUUUCAACAAGCAGGACUACCAGAGCCUGAAGCAGGAAUGUCUGGCGAAAGGAACCCUGUUCUGUGACCCGACCUUCCCUGCUGAAUCCGACUCUCUGGGAUACAGUGAACUCGGGCAGCAGUCCCCCAAGACCAGAGGAGUGCAGUGGAAGAGACCUAAGGAACUCUGCUCAAAACCUCAGUUCAUUGUGGACGGCGCUGAGCGGACAGACAUCUGCCAGGGAGCUUUAGGUGACUGUUGGUUGCUGGCGGCUAUUGCAUCUUUGACUCUGGAAAAAGAGAUUCUGGAACGUGUAGUUCCACAUGGACAGAGUUUUACAGAGAACUAUGCUGGCAUCUUUCACUUUCAGUUCUGGCAGUACGGUCAAUGGGUGGAUGUUGUCAUUGAUGACCGGCUGCCUACCAGAGAUGGGAAGCUGCUGUUUGUUCAUUCAGCCGAGGGCUCUGAGUUCUGGAGUGCUCUGAUGGAAAAGGCCUAUGCAAAGUUAAAUGGCUCAUAUGAAGCUCUGUCGGGAGGUUGGUCCACUGAGGGUUUUGAGGAUUUCACAGGAGGCAUUGCUGAGAACUAUGAGCUGAACAAAGCUCCUCCACACCUGUUUAAGCUCAUGCAGAAAGCACUGAUGCUGGGAUCAUUACUUGGCAGCUCCAUUCAGAUUACCAGCUCACGUGAGUCGGAGGCGGUGACGAGUCUGAAGCUGGUGAAGGGUCAUGCCUACUCCAUCACAGGUGCAGAGGAGGUUCAUUCCCACGGCCGUCUGGUUCAGCUGGUGCGCAUCAGGAACCCAUGGGGUCAGGUGGAGUGGGCGGGCCCUUGGAGUGACAAUUCCAAAGAGUGGAACAGCGUCCAACCAGAGGAGAAAGCUAAAUUGGUUCAUUCAGCUGAAGAUGGAGAGUUCUGGAUGGCGUAUUCAGACUUCAUACAGCACUUCUCAAAGUUGGAGAUCUGUAAUCUGACUCCAGACACUAUUUCAAGCGAAGAUGUGAGCCGCUGGAACUACAACCAGUUUGAAGGCAACUGGAAGGUGGGAUCCACCGCAGGGGGCUGCAGGAACAACCCAGCAACAUUCUGCUCAAACCCUCAGUUUGUGAUCAAGCUGGAGGAAGAAGAUGAUGAUCCUCUUGAUGGAGAGGACGGCUGCACGAUCCUAGUGGGUCUGAUGCAGAAAGAGAGUCGUAAAGACAAGCGGUUUGGACGAGACCUGAACACCAUUGGCUUCACUAUCUAUAAGGUUCCAAAUGAGUUCAGGGGACGCAAUAACGUUCAUCUCGGUCCUGACAUACUGCUGCGUCAGCAGUCCAUUGCAGGGAACAACACCUUCACCAACCUGCGAGAGGUGAGCGAGCGCUUCAAACUGCCUCCGGGUGAAUACGUCAUCAUCCCCUCCACUUUCGAGCCGCAUCGCAAGGGAAGCUUCAUACUGCGCGUGUUCGCAGAGAAAGAGGCUGCUGCCAGUCCGAUGGAUACGGAGAUCAGUGCAGAUGUGAAAAAGCAAUACAUAUCCGAGAGUGAUGUGGACCCACUUUUCAAACAGCUUUUCAAUCAGAUUGCUGGAAAUGACACAGAGGUGUCUGUGUUUGAACUACAGCAGAUCCUGGACAGUGCUACCUCGAAACGAACUGAUGUGAAGACGGAUGGAUUUAGUAUGGAAACCUGUCGCCACAUUAUCAGUCUGCUAGAUAGAGACGGCAGCGGCAAACUCGGCCUUGUGGAGUUUCACAUACUGUGGAUAAAGAUCCAGAAAUAUUUGGAGGUGUUUAAGAAGUAUGAUACAGACAACUCCGGCACUAUGAGUUCCCAUGAGAUGAGAGAUGCCGUGAAAGAAGCAGGAUUCCAGCUGAACAAUGACGUACUUCAGGUGAUAAUCUCACGUUACGCCAAUCAGCAGUACGCCAUUGACUUUGAUUGCUUCGUUGGCUGCCUGAUUCGCCUGGAAAUGCUCUUCAAAAUGUUUAAAACGCUGGAUAAGAAGAACAGCGGGAAAAUCGAGCUGGAUAUCCUGCAGUGGCUCUGCUUGGCGCUCAGUUGAAAAUCCACUCACCAUAACUGCAUCAGAAAUCAGUUCAUUUCCUGCAAUUGAACUGAAGAGGAUGCAGCAGACCUGAAAUACCCAAGAGUAACAUCGGAGUAAAAUCAACC
Molecule: messenger RNA, 2246 nt
Organism: Sinocyclocheilus anshuiensis
Lineage: Eukaryota; Metazoa; Chordata; Actinopteri; Cypriniformes; Cyprinidae
Product: calpain-2 catalytic subunit-like
Exons: 21
Coding region: 34-2136 (700 amino acids)
Biological process (GO): proteolysis
Cellular component (GO): cytoplasm
Molecular function (GO): calcium ion binding; calcium-dependent cysteine-type endopeptidase activity
Source: RefSeq, a predicted model, not a curated record